AACGAGACGCGUGGGCCAGAAAAUUCCGAUCGAGGUUGACAUCGGUCACCAUUUUGGCUUUUGUGCCACGUCAUUAUUCGUUGGCGUUGAUUUCUUUGCCAGCCAUAAGGAAGUGUUUGUGUUUCUAGAAUUUUCGUGUGCAAUCAUGGAGAAGACAUCGCAUUUGAGCGGCCUGUCUUGUGACGUCACUGAAGCCAUUCAAGUCAACGAGACUAACGACGACGCCUUUCUGGGAGACACGCUGUCAUUGUCUCAGUUCAAUGUGGGUCGCGAAAUAGGCAAAGGACAAUUUUCUCAGGUUUACUCGGCUACGUUUCUGCCAUGCCCGUCCCGUAGAGUCGCCAUCAAACGUGUCGAACUGCUAGAAAUGGUGGACUCAAAAGCCCGGGCCGACUGCGUCAAGGAGAUCCAGCUGCUCAAGCAAUUGAAACAUCCCAAUGUGGUGCGCUAUCUGGGCUCCUUCGAAGAAAACCAAUCCGGCCAACUGUUGAUCGUUUUGGAGCUAGCAGGUGCUGGAGAUCUAGCGAAAUUUCUCUUCAGCUGUCAACGUAACGCGAGACUUAUGACAGAGCAAGCGAUUUGGCGGAUCUUCGUUCAAAUUGCAUCGGCACUGGAACACAUCCACUCGAGGCGAAUUGUACAUCGCGACAUUAAGCCAGCCAACGUCUUCUUGACAUCAGACUUGACCGUGAAACUGGGAGACCUGGGCCUUGGACGUUUCUUCAGCAGUAAAACAUUCGCGGCGCAUUCACUCGUUGGAACUCCAUACUAUAUGAGCCCUGAGCGACUCAAUCAAUGCGGUUACGAUUUUUCCUCGGAUAUUUGGUCGCUGGGGUGUCUCCUUUAUGAGAUGGCGGCGCUCCAACCUCCUUUCAAUUGCUUCAAGUCAAACUGGAACGCGCUCCGCCAAAAUAUCGAACGCUGCGAAUAUCCACCACUGCCGUCCGAUCGCUACAGCGUUGAUAUGCGGCACUUGGUAGGAUCUUGUUUACAACGCGCUCCGACUGAACGCCCGAAUGCCCAGCAAGUUUUCUGCAUAGCCAAAACAUUGCACGUUCGAUCGAUGGUGGCCAAAUUUCCAGCGACCGAUCCUUCAUUAUCCCGUCGCCACACAUUCACGGAUUGAGCGAGAGCGAUCCUUCUUUAUUAUUGGAGAUUAUAUUUUUGCCAUUAAUGUUGUGUCAGUGUAUAUACUAGGGGCUGUGCGGGGGAGAAGAAGCUAUAGGAUUUAUGAUGUAGAAUUUUAAAAGUAGAUCAUCACAUUCAGAAGUAUAGAUCCCUUUUCUGUGAAACAACAACAACAACAGCCGGCGUUAUACCGACGCUUUCUUGAUGCGGUGACUGGAAAUUAGGUGAAAGCUCGGACGAUUUGGUCACUGUGAGUAAGUUUCGGUCUGUGUGUCUCUGUAUAUCUGAAUAUCUCUUGCGUCGGUGAAUGGGUUCCGAACCGCACGAUUACUGGAUUUACGAUCCUUGUCGGUUUUUUUUUCUUUCCUACAUAAUUUAUUUUAUUUUUGUGUCUUCCGAUGUCAUUUUUGUUUUUUCUUAUUCCUGGUCGUAACGAACUUUUUGUGUCAUUUUACGUGAAGGAAAAAUGUAAUAAUCUUUUGGAUGUACAAUAUAGCAGAGUUUUUGUCUGUAAUAUUAAAUUAUAUGAUCUUCGUGUGUUGGUGUUCACGUGGCCAUCCAACCAAAUGAGAAACGAGCGA
Daphnia pulex (common water flea) is the source of this 1709-nucleotide messenger RNA. Its product is annotated as serine/threonine-protein kinase Nek7-like. The record is from RefSeq and is a predicted model, not a curated record. The transcript is spliced from 9 exons. Bases 146 to 1126 code for a protein of 326 amino acids. Lineage: Eukaryota; Metazoa; Arthropoda; Branchiopoda; Diplostraca; Daphniidae. Gene Ontology annotation, biological process: protein phosphorylation. Gene Ontology annotation, molecular function: ATP binding; protein kinase activity.